Ilex paraguariensis (yerba mate) is the source of this 956-nucleotide messenger RNA. The record is from the annotation of a GenBank genome assembly. Lineage: Eukaryota; Viridiplantae; Streptophyta; Magnoliopsida; Aquifoliales; Aquifoliaceae.
AUGCCUAUCUACAGAGCUUUGAUUAAGAGUACUGGAUUGCGAUCUGAUGGGCGUAUUGACGAUCGGUCCUUUUGGAUCAGUUAUGUUUCCCCUCUCCCUACACCUUUGGUGAUCCCAAUGGUGUACCCUCGGAUGAUAUCGCUUCAUGACCUCAAUUCAAAGGAGAUGGAUGGAUCUCUCAUUCCUCCUGCUAUUCCACCUUCAAGUGAACAUGUGAAUGAUGAUGGGAUAUAUCUUCUUGAGAAUGGCGUGGAUUGCUUAAUUUAUAUUGGUAACUCUGUUGAUCCUGAAAUUAUGCGGCAAUUAUUAGGCAUUUUGUCAUUUGAUGAAAUUCCAACUCAGUUUGUAUUGCAGCAAUAUGACAAUCCGUUGUCGAAGAAGUUAAAUGAUGUCAUAAAUGAGAUACGGCGACAAAGAUGUUGCUACCUCCGCUUAAAGUUGUGCAAGAAAGGAGAUCCAUCAGGCUUGUUGUUCCUCUCAUAUAUGAUAGAAGACAAGUCUCCUAGUGGCCUCUCGUACGUUGAGUUUUUAGUGCAUAUCCACCGGCAGAUUCAAACCAAAAUGUCUUGAUUCUUCGUCGUCGUUUCCUUGGGGUUUUAGUUGCAAGUUCUGAUAACUUUUACAUGGGGGCACUUACGAGGAUCAAGUCGUAAGAAGAAAUAUUAGACUUGUUCACCUAUAUGUGUGAGGCCCCAUCCAUUAUUAUUGUUCUGAUGGAAAGUGGGUGAAAUAGUUUUGUGAUAGGGGGAUUAUUGGAGCUUUAUAUUGAGAGAUGUAAAUGGAGCGGAUCAACAAAAAAACAUGUUUUUUCUCCUUUUUAGGCACAAGUUGAUGUACACGUGCGUUAUACGUGGAGCAAUUGAGUUAUAAUUUUGAUUUGUUUUGUUUUUUUCUUUUUCGCUUUUUAUGUACAUGAAGGACACAUAACAUAAUAAUCAUGCUACAUUGGCAAAGAU